CACGACCAACCGCUCCCGUCGCCCGAUCCAUCAUCUGAUUGCCGCCGCCGCCGCCCAUCGGUCCAGCUCACACUAACCGCUACGUCUCACUCUCUCCUCCCUCUCCAAGCUAAUCCCUCCGUUCGAAAUUACUAAAAAUGAAUGUAUCUAGAAGUACUAGAACUAUUUUAAUUAUAGAUAUAUUUAUUUUUAAGACAAGUAAUUCCGAACGGAGGGAGUACUUGCCUAGCUACGGUUAGCUUGGUUAGCGCUCGCUAGCUGGUGAUCACCACGCGCGCCCGCAGCUCGUUUUAAUAAGCCGGCCGGGUCGGCCACGGCAUGAGCUGCUCCGCCCGCACGCCAAAGGAUGGCUUCAGCUUCCGCCUCGCUCCUCCCCGCCGCCGACUCCGCCCCCGACGCUGCUGAGCAAGAGCAGCCUCUCGCGCAGGUCAGUCUCUGCUCACUGCUCACUCUAUCUCAAUCCGGCCAGCAAGGAGGUGACCAGAAGGGAGCGGCGAGCAAGAAGAACGACCACGGCCAUAGCCAGCAGCAGCAGCCGAAGCUGGAGUGCCCGCGGUGCAGCUCCACCGACACCAAGUUCUGCUACUACAACAACUACAGCACGGCGCAGCCGCGCCACUACUGCCGCGCCUGCCGCCGCUACUGGACGCACGGCGGCACGCUCCGCAAGGUCCCCGUCGGAGGCGCGUGCCGCCGCCGCUCCGGCAGCGGCAAGCGCCGCAGGUCCUCCGCCGAGCCCCACACGCCCUCCUCCGACUCGCCACCACCGCCGCAGCCGGAACAGCAGGACACGCUUCCCCCGCUCCCGGUCUUCCCGUUCCUCACCGACGGCGGCCCCAUCUUCCUGCCACAGUUCGACCUCGGGCUCGCCGGGUUCCCGUGGACCACGCCGACGGCCACGGACCACCUCUAUGACGGGCUCGGGGCGCCUUGGGGUGGCUGCGACGGCGCGCUCGCCCCCACCGGCGCAUGGGAUGACUUCGGCGGCCUCGAGCUCACCUGGCCUCUGGCGGCCGGAAACUGAUCGGCGUCGUCAUGUCGGUCAGCGUGUCGCCGGCGCGUUCGAGGCUCCUGUUUUAUCAUCGCAGCCUCGAUCGAUCAGCUAGUUGCGUCUCUUUACCAGUCUGCACUGUGUCUGUGACCAAUCAGACAUCUUUGACCACAAUAGUUGUCUGAUUACAUAGCUCGAUCCAUUUCAGGUUAUAGUUGCAUGUAUGGAUAUACUCCUAGCUAGCAAACGCAUGAGUAUCCAUGCUAGCUGUUAAGUGCUCCCUUCAUUUCCCUUUAUAGGAGUAGAAGUAUCUACUCCCUUUAUAGGAGAAGUAUCUACUCCUAUAAAAUGUCAGUUGGUGAUGAUGAUGUUCUUGCCUUCGCAACAUGUACCGUUCGAUCUAAAAUGUAUGGCUGAGAUUGAGAUGAGUUGUCCUCUAA
Molecule: messenger RNA, 1431 nt
Organism: Aegilops tauschii subsp. strangulata
Lineage: Eukaryota; Viridiplantae; Streptophyta; Magnoliopsida; Poales; Poaceae
Biological process (GO): regulation of DNA-templated transcription
Molecular function (GO): DNA-binding transcription factor activity; DNA binding
Source: RefSeq, a predicted model, not a curated record